UUAGCUUAAAAACAACAAAAAAAAUUAGGCCUAAAGAGGGGGUGACAGUUGAGAACCCAGUAGCUCUAUUCAAGUUUAUGAAUGAUUUACUCAGGGUGGCAGGACUUACUGCAAAUGAACAUAGAGGAACCUGUCAGCUGCCCUGUGGUUCAGCCAAUAGAGGCGCAGCUCCAUCCUAGCUGUGCACCAGACUGCAUUACAAACAGACGAAACCAUCUCUUCAACGGCAGCCCUUCAGACGAGAGCCAUUAUCUCCUGAUUUACAUCACCUGUCUUAGAAGUUUAAAGGCGUGGAACUAACACAGAAUACACUGAACCAGGGAGGUGAGAAGGACCUACAAAGGUUCAAAGGAGCGAUAUAAGAAGUAGAAUCUCUAAGAAUGGCCUCACUGAGCUCCAGCCUCUGGAAUGAAACCACUACAUCUGUUUAUCAGUACCUUGGUUUUCAAGUUCAAAAAAUUUACCCUUUCCACGAUAACUGGAACACUGCCUGCUUUGUCAUUCUGCUUUUAUUUAUAUUUACAGUGGUUUCUUUAGUGGUGCUGGCUUUUCUUUAUGAAGUACUUGAUUGCUGCUGCUUUGUGAAAAACAAAACUGUAAAAGACUUGAAAAAUGAACCAAACCCUAUCAGAAGUAUGAUGGACAACAUCAGAAAACGUGAAACUGAAGUGGUCUAGUACUCUACACAGAAUGAACAAAAGCUUUGAAGACAGUCUUCAACUACUGAGGAAAAAAAAGAAAAAUUUCUGAGACCAGCUGUUAUAAUAUUGACUAUGAAUAAUUAAAAGAUUUCUACUAGAAGGGAAAAACAAGCUAAAUAUGCACUUUUUGUGUCUGUAUCUAUUUCAUUAAAUAUACAAUAAAACUUCGACAAAUGUGAGUAAUUAACCAACCUGUUUAAAAUGACACUUCAGGGAAUUCCAACAGGCCAGUGGUUAGGACUGGACGCUUUCACCGCCGUGAGCCUGGGUUCAACCCCUGGCUGGGGAACUAAGAACCC
Molecule: messenger RNA, 1000 nt
Organism: Capra hircus (goat)
Lineage: Eukaryota; Metazoa; Chordata; Mammalia; Artiodactyla; Bovidae
Gene: SMIM18
Product: small integral membrane protein 18
Exons: 3
Coding region: 381-677 (98 amino acids)
Source: RefSeq, a predicted model, not a curated record